AAUGUAAAUAGAGCAACCACAGAUUAAAAAGUAAUAUGAAAAGGCUCAUGUUUCUUUACAUCACAAACAAAUUCCAUAUUUACCAUCCACUAUCACAGCUCUCUCAAAUAAUCAUAAUUAGCAAUUAUUAUUAGUUGGUAAAGAAAAUGGAGUGAUUGAUAUUUAUUGUUAUCCAACAUAUACUUAAAUUUCAAUCUGUUGUUCAAUUAAUAGUUAAAUUAGAUCACUUUUUUGGAUUGAUGAAGAAUGUAUAUAUAUAAAUAAUAUAUCUAGAUUUCAUAUGUGCAUAUUUAAGUGGUCAAAUUUCAUUAUUUAAUAUUCACGAUUAUAAACCUUUAAAUAAUUUUUAAUUACCAGAUAAUAUUAAUAUCUAUUAAUCAAUACCUACAUAUGAUUCUUAAUUUUUAUGUGCUUGUAGUGAUGGUUCAAUUAGAAAAUUUGAUUAUUAAAACAAUAAAAUAUAUCAAAUACAAUAAUCAUAAUAAUUAGAUUGUCAAUGUUUAUCUAUUGCUAUUAAUAAAGAAUAUGUUUAUGCAUCAUUCUCUAAUGGAUCUAUUAGAUAAUUAACUUAAAAGACAUUAUUACAAUAAUAAACAUGGUAACUCAAUAUAAGUAGUUCCAAAAUUGCUAAAGCCAAUGUAAUUAUUCCAUGGAAAUUAUGCAUUUGUAAUAAUAAUCUAUUUAUUGGAUCAUCAAAUGGUAGUGUAAUAAUUUAUGAAACUUAAUUUAAUACAGAAAUCUAAUAAAUACAAACACAUAUGUCAGAUAUUCUUACUUUAUAUUCAAAUCUAAAUAAUGUUUAUGUAAGUGGAGUAGAUAGUAAAAUUGUUUGUUUAUCAUAUAAUGGAUCAUAAUAUCAAAUUACAUAAUAAUUAAGAGGAUAAUCUCAUGAUGUUUAUGCUUUUGAAAUCAUUAAGAAUAACAUCCUAAUAUCUGGAGGUUUGAAUACUGAUAUUUGUUAUUAUAAAUUAGAUGUUAAUGGUUAACUUCUUUAAUAAAAUUAAUUUACACAUAUUUUUACAAUUCCUAGAAGUGAACAAUUUAUUUGUAAUCAUUAAUAUAUUGCAAUUAAUAAAUAUGAUUCUAUUGAUUUAUUAUCUUAUGAAAUUGAAUCUGAUCCUAUUUAUUGGUGUGAAUUUAAACUCUAGAAACCAGCUCAUUUUAUUAAAUUAACUAAAAAGUUAUUAUGUUAUGGUUAGAGUGAUUAAACUAUAAUUAUGAAUGAAGUAGAUAAAUAAUUUAAAAAAUAUAAAGUAUAUCCUCAUUUCAAAUCUAUGGAAUUUGAUCAUACUUAAAAUACAUUUUAUAGUAUUGAUAAAGAUGAUAAAUUAUUUAAACAUAAAUUUAAUGGAUAAUCUUAAUUUAUAGCUUAAUUAAUUCAUGGAUAACCAAAAUUAAUGAAAUUUGUUAAUAAAAAAAUAUUAAUUAUUACUUAUCCUCAUUUGUAAAAAUUCAUUUCUGUAAAUGUUAUUAAUAAUACAGUUGAAUAAAUAGAUUGUAGAUCUAAUCAAAAUUAUGUUACAAAUAUCUUAAUAAUCAAUGGUAAAUGUAUGAAAAUACUUGUUACUUAUGCAUCACAUAUAUUUGCAAUUUACAAUUAUGAUUUUAAAGAAUAAUUAUGGCAAAUGAAUUCUUAUUCUAAAGAACACAUGAUGCAUUCUCCACUUAAUGUUUCUCUCUUAAAAGAUCCAAUAAGAGGAGCUAUAACUGAUAAUGUGGAUAGUAAAAGAAUGUUAUUAUUUACUAAGUAAGAAUUAUUUAUUUAAUAUAUUUUAGUAAUCAUUUUAUUAGACUUCAUCAAAGAGGGAUACCACCAAAAGAAGUAAAGGAGUAAGAAUUCAAUAAAAUGUUAUAACCAGAAAAAAAAGAUUCUGGUUAAAAAUUGGAUAUCGUUGAAAAUUAUGCUUUAAUUUAUCAUAAUUAUGUGAUUUUGAAUUGCUUGAAUGUUAGUAAUGAAAAUUACAUUUUAUUGGAAUGGGAUAAACAAGCCACCUUCUCUUAGAUCCAAGGAGCCUUUGAUGGAAAAAAAUAUAAGCAUUGA
Messenger RNA from Paramecium pentaurelia, 2041 nucleotides. The record is from the annotation of a GenBank genome assembly. NCBI's taxonomy places the organism in Eukaryota, Ciliophora, Oligohymenophorea, Peniculida, Parameciidae.